AGGUUUGUCUGAGACCCCCUCCCGGAUGUUAUUAGGUGAUUGAGAUAAAAAUAGCAUCUGACACAUCUGCUGCAACAGAGGCCUCCCCGUUUGGCUCUGUCAAUCACAGGCCCAAACAAGAUGGCAGGCUACGGGAGCAGGAUCUUCUUUGUAACAGUUUGUGCUGUCUAUUUGUUGAGGGCCAAUGCAGAGAUCAAAUUCACCAUUCCUGUUGGAAGGUUAUUUACAUAUGAGCUGAUGAGAGAGACUUUUCAGAAUGACUUUGAACCUUUGUCAAAACUAUACGCUGGCCACUUGUACGAUGAUCCCAUGAUCUUUAAGUGUAACCUGCAGAAUUUCCCAGACCUUCCAGAGUGGCUUCGUUUCACCCAGAGACACCCAUAUGAUAACGGAUUCCUAUAUGGAACCCCGGUAACUCCAGGAAAGAGCAUAAUUGAGAUCUACGCCAUCAACAAACGCAGCUAUGAAACAGCCAGACACACACUUGUAAUCAAGGCUGUUGCAGAGAAAAUGCUGCCCUAUCAAGCAGAGUUCUUCAUCAAGCUGAGGGAGAUUGAGAAGGUGCUGCCCUCUUCUGUUCAGGAUGAGAUAAAGCAGGACCUGCAGAAGCUGUGGGACACCGAGGCCUUGGAGGUCGUCAACAUCACCAACGCCCUCGACCGUGGCGGCAGAGUUCCCCUGCCGCUUGCAGGGCACUUUGAAGGCGUGUAUGUUAAGGUGGGGUCGGAGCAAUAUUUCUCAGAAUGUCUCCUGAGGGCACUGACAACAGAGCAUCAGAAACAGUGCAGGGCUGGGUCCAAAGUCAAGAUCCCCGGAGGCUGCAACUUCUGCAGUAUUCCCAGCAACUGUAUUAGCUGGUGCAAGACCGAACUGUUUGAUCUGUCAAAGCAGGCGUCUGUGCCACCUGCGCCCACAAUGGGGCCGGGAAUCCUGGAGUCUGUAGGUGACUUCGACCCUCCCGAGUCUCCCCCCAGCAGAGAUUAUUUCCCAGACUACAUCGUGACAGUGAUUGUUCCACUGAUCAUCGCCAUUGUCCUUUGCAUCCUGCUGGCUUACAUCAUGUUUGGCAGGCGAGAGGGCGUUGAAAAAAGGAAUGCUUUAACAAAUCAAAUUCAGCUGUACCACCACCACACCAUUAAUGAGAACACUGACGAGCUGAGGAACAUGGCGGGAAGCCGCAGCGUCCCUCCACCUCUGUCCACGCUACCCAUGUUCAACAGCCGGACUGGGGACACGGCACCGCCGCUGCAGUCUGACAGUCCCACCAUCCCUCUUAUCAUGGCCCAGCAUGAUCCCUACAGUGACACGCUGCCAAGGAAAUAAGAGCAUCGCAGGACAACUCCCUAUAAAAUGCACUCACCAACUUGGGCUUGCUUUUAUUGCUUUAUGACAUCAGUAACCAUUUUUAUGACAUCAGUGACCGUAUUUAAGCUUCUGACAGAAAUCUGUGGCAAA
Messenger RNA from Thalassophryne amazonica, 1455 nucleotides. RefSeq names its product sarcoglycan, alpha (gene sgca). The transcript is spliced from 11 exons. Gene Ontology annotation, molecular function: calcium ion binding. NCBI's taxonomy places the organism in Eukaryota, Metazoa, Chordata, Actinopteri, Batrachoidiformes, Batrachoididae. Gene Ontology annotation, cellular component: membrane; sarcoglycan complex. Bases 121 to 1323 code for a protein of 400 amino acids. The record is from RefSeq and is a predicted model, not a curated record.